CCUCUCUGUGCCGAUAACAUUUCCCCUCUCCAGGCUGUAAACAUAUGCACAGCCACCAAGUAGCGACCUCCAUCCCUAAGGGUCAACGUCAGGAAAUCAGCGAGUCUGUCUUCAUGCCUCCUUCAGGAAGCAAUAUUUCAGGGGAGGAAAACGUACUUUUCAGCUCCCAAAUUUUCCUCUAGAUGGUUAAAAGGAAAAUGCCAUCUCUCGGCUUCCACCCUGAGAAGAACGCUGCAGGGCCGCCUGGGCUUUGCUAAUAAAAGCGGAAAGUGUAAAUGGUUUGGUGAUGACUGGCUUUCGCCCUUGGACGGAGAAAUGAGAUGACGGUUUUCACAAAGGACAAGAACCGCAGCUGCCGCCACCGCGGAGUCUGCCGCUUCCUCUCCCAGAGCGGGUCCCGUAUUAUAUCACCGGUGAGCUCCUGGGGGGUGGGGGUGUGGGGGGAGCGGAGGCUCCUCCAGGGUCGUAUCCCCUGACUCCGGAGGAUAAAUACGGAGCAGCAAGGAUGUAGGGGGAGGGGGCGAGCGGGAGAGGAGAAGGAAAAAGGAGGACCACGUUUCCCACUACCCCUCCGAAUGUGAGGAGGGUGUUGCACUGGCUUCUGGUCCUUAAGCAGCCGCACCCCAAAUUUCAUUCCCGCAUCGCCCCCCCUCCAACUCCCCACCCGCCCUCAACACUCAAUUCUGACAUCCAAAGCAGCCAGGGAAGUCGCUUUGAGAGGUCCAAGGGGGACUGGGCAGAGAGGCUCUCGGGGACUGGGAGGGACCGCGACGCCCGCGCCUCCUCGGGGGAGUCGGGGGGGCGGGGGAGGCGGCCGCCACUGCGCCCCCGCCCGGCCCAGCCAGCGGUGCCUCCCCCGCCAGGCGACAGCAGCCGGACGGGGGCGGCAGAAGCGCCUCCUCCCAGUCUGGAGCCGAGACGGCGGCUCAGGGGCAGCAAGGCGCCUCACCUUGCCCCCGAUGAGGGGCGGAUCAUGCCAUGGCAGAGCCGGCGAGCGACCGCGGCGGCGGCGGCUGCGGCGAUCGGAACCCAACCAGCAGCCCCGGGAGCUCGACCGGAGCCGGGGGCACCGCGGCGCGAGCCGGGGACGGCGGGGACGCGGGAGCCCGGAGCGCAGCGGUGACGGUCCCCGGCCUCCCUCCGCUCGAGGACUACGAGUGCAAAAUCUGCUACAACUACUUCGACGCAGACCGGCGCGCGCCCAAGCUGCUGGCGUGUCUGCACACCUUCUGCCAGGAGUGCCUGAGCCAGCUGCAGCUCCGCGCCGCCGCCGCCGCCGCCGCCGCGCCUGAGCGCACGCCGCGCCCGCCACCCUGGCACGGCCCGCCCGGCGCCAUCGCCUGCCCCGUGUGUCGCCACCGCACGCCGCUGCCCGACAGCCGCGUGCACGGCCUGCCCAACAACACUAAGCUCGCCGAGGCCUUCCCGCUGGCCCUCCGCGCCGCGCACGACCCGCUGCCCCAGGACCGCCUCCCGCCGCUGCCCGCGCGCCGCCCAGCGCCCACUUCGGCCCCGUCGACCGCCGCGGCCCCUGCCCCACCGCCGCCGCAGCCGUCCUCAGAGGACGCGGCCGGAGGACCAAGCGCCCGCGCCGGCCUGCGCGCGCCGGGCAGCUACGAGAGCUGCCAGAACUGCAAGCGCGCAGCGCUCACCGCCGGCUGCGUGUGCGUUGUCUUCUCCUUCCUCUCCAUGGUGGUGCUGCUCUUCACCGGCCUCAUCUUCGUCAACCACUACGGCGGCGGCGGCGGCGGGGCCCCUCCGGGGGGCGGGGCGCCCCCUGGUGCAGCCCCGGCAGCCGGCUCGCCCUCGCCCUCGCCAGUGGGGCCCAUCUGCCUGUCGGUGGCCAGCAUCCUGGCCCUCUUCUCGGUCGUCAUCACUUGGAUCAUCUGCUGGCUCAAGUACCGGCCCGAGGGCGCCGCCUCGGGCUCUGCCGGGGGCGGUGGCGGCCCGAGGGCGCGGGCGGUGGCAGCGGCUAGCGGUGCGCGGAGGAGCGGCACGUAGCGGGGCCGCACGCUUGGCCUCGCUCGAGCACCUCUACCCCCGCGUGGCCCUAGUGGAGGGGGCCUCUGGUCCCGUGCGAUCGAGCUUCUCCGCCCUCUCCCCUUGGACCCCGGACGCGCACCCCUUCUGCACCCGGCCACUGAGGAGCCUCGGUUUUCCGCCUCUCUGGCCUUUACCGUCCACUUCGCGCUGGGCCAGAGAGGGAAACCGAAGAGGCAGGGAUCCUGGUGGGGUGUCACAUCUCCGUGGACUGUUCAAGGUCAGCCCCCUCCAUGCACCGCCCUCAUCCUCGCCAGAAUGCACAAUCAUCCCUCUCCGGAGUGCGAAGAUUCGCAAAAAGAGGAGGAAAGAGGAGUGGGACACCCAUCGCCUCGCCUGGAAGCUGGUUUUCUGAAUGCCGUGACUUGGGCGUUUCUUUAAGGGUAUGGGUGCGCGCGCGCGCAAGCCCGCAGCAGUUGUGAAUGGACCUAAGCUGUCCUGAGGAAGAACGAAUGAGAUGUGAACGUGAGAGAAAGGUCUUCCUGCCCCCCUGGAGGUCCUGGAGAGUGAGUGAGCCGGAUCGCUGAGAGUGAUGUACAACCUUCGGGGGCGUCACGCGUGGGGAGGCUGGAAAGAACAACCGCCCAGCAUCUGUGAGCAAUUGAGCAGGUGCUCAGCGCGCGUGCGCGCCCUCAUCUGCCUCCAGAUUAUUUCGAGUAGAAUGGUGGUGGAGCGCACUGGGCGGUGGAUCCUUCUGUUAGUGGCCCGACAGAGUCCAAGAAGUCCCACCUCCUGGAAACUUGUGAUCGCUUUAUUCUCGAUGUUGCUACCAGAAAGUCAUUUCAUCUUCAGUAACUGGACUCAGGGAGCUUCAAGAGCCCGUUCUCCCUUCUCUUCUCAAAACUGACUUACUGUUGCCCCCACCUGGAAGAUACUGAAAGCUAUUCGCGCAGAAUAGAAACUGUAGGCUUCCCCUGCCUUUUUUCUUAAUUUCAUUUUUAAAAUAAUUUAUUUUAGAGUAUAUAAAUCUGAAAAAUUUGUGCAUUAACAUUUCUGGAAAAGUU
This is a messenger RNA of Bubalus bubalis (water buffalo), 3044 nucleotides long. Its product is annotated as RING finger protein 225-like. Gene Ontology annotation, biological process: protein ubiquitination. The transcript has a single exon. Gene Ontology annotation, molecular function: ubiquitin protein ligase activity. The record is from RefSeq and is a predicted model, not a curated record. NCBI's taxonomy places the organism in Eukaryota, Metazoa, Chordata, Mammalia, Artiodactyla, Bovidae. The coding region runs from base 979 to 2001 and encodes 340 amino acids.